ACUAUCAAUAAAUCGAUGAUGGCCAACGGGCCAAUCAUCGAAUAAAUAACCGAAAAAACAUAGUAUUGUCUCAGUUCCAAGAAAUAUCCCUUUUUUAUUGAAAUUUUGGGGCAUAGAAAACAACUUUGGCGGUACUUUGAAAUUUUUACGAUAUAAAUGAUCUAUUUCACAUGAAAAAUGAAAUGUCUUUUGGAUGCAACAAGUGUUAAAGUUUUGGCGAGAGCGAUACAUUGUUUAGCUAAAAUUGGCGACGAGUUACAUAUAGAACCGACCGAAAAUGGGUUAACUUUGAAAACUGUCAAUGCAUCCAAAUCUGCCUAUUCAGCUUUUAAUUUUCAUUUACCAUUCUUCCUUGACUUUUGCCACAUAAGUGAAAACACCAUUCAGGCUGAUCCCGAUGAGGAUACUGUGAUCAAAUGUAAACUUCCCAUGAAGUCCAUCUUGUCUGUGUUUCGAUCUAUUGGAAGUUUGGAAAAAUCAGUUGAAACAUGUAACAUAAUGUUACCACUUUUGGAAGCACUAUUAAUCAUUGAGUUCAAAUGUAAACAUGGCAUCAUUAAGCACUUUAACUUGCGAUACUUUGAAUGUGAAAGUGUUGAAGCAGAAUUUUGUAAAAGUGGCUAUGCUAGCAAAUUCUCCUGCUCAUCACGCUUUUAUAGUGAAACUCUUCUAAGUUUUCAUUCAAGCACUCAAGAAGUCACUUGGUCACUUGCGAUGGAUCAAGUACACUUGAGCAACCACAUUGAUGAUGAAAUAGAUCCAUCUAAAUGUGUACGUACUGAAGUUACAUUAGCCAAAGAUGAAUUUGUUGAUUUCAAUGUCGCCCUUUGUACUCAAGUAACCUUUUGUUUGAAAGAAUUACGGGCUAUCUUAGCCUUCGCAGAAGCUUUAAAACUAGAUCUUGAUUGUCGAAUGGAAGGCGCUGGACAGUAUGAGAAAUUUAUUUUUACCUUGAUGCCUGUUCUGUUCAGCUUAGAAAAGGCGAACUUGUAUUCAGCUGAUUUCCUUUUGGCAACUUUAACACCUGUUUUGGAUUCUACUGCCACCAGUUCUCGAACUACCAACAACCAACGGAAAAAUUACGUCUCGACACAAAGCGAUGUCUCGAAGCACUCAUCUCCAGUCCCCGUCCUAAGAGAUAAAGCUGAUUCCAGGACUGUUUCUUGUGUGAAUUUACAAACUACUCUAGUGCCAAUUGUUUCUGAAAGCCCGUGUCACACUUCUCGUCUGGACAGUUUAUCUCUCAUUGAGCCUCAACCAUUUCCUGCGAUGGAAGACGAUUUGGAUCUUGAAAUACAGCCGCCUCCGCCCAAGAGAGCCCGGGCUCGCUACAUAUUCCAGAAUUGUCUGAAAGCUACACAAGAACUUAGGGAAAGACCAUGUGAAGUAUUUGCGCCUGAUUCAGAAGGGGAUGAAUAACCAGAAGAAAAGCCACUUGUUUGUACGUGCAUUUGUACAUUUUCAUAAUAUUUUUUUUUGUCUCUAUAGGUUCACUAGGUAACCUUUUAUGUCGAAAUUCUGUAACUCACAAACGUUAAACGCGAUUAAUGUUGAUCUCUUCA
Messenger RNA from Daphnia magna, 1562 nucleotides. It is a transcript of the gene Rad9, whose product is annotated as cell cycle checkpoint control protein RAD9A. Gene Ontology annotation, cellular component: checkpoint clamp complex. The transcript is spliced from 7 exons. Gene Ontology annotation, biological process: DNA replication checkpoint signaling; cellular response to ionizing radiation; mitotic intra-S DNA damage checkpoint signaling. The record is from RefSeq and is a predicted model, not a curated record. The coding region runs from base 178 to 1419 and encodes 413 amino acids. NCBI's taxonomy places the organism in Eukaryota, Metazoa, Arthropoda, Branchiopoda, Diplostraca, Daphniidae.